AUGUCUUCUACACAAUCAUCUCGCCCGUCCCAUGCCGCAGAGACCGCGCAACUCACCCCGGACCAGCUAGACGUCCUCUACUCCGCUGAGGUAUUCGACGAAGAUGGUCAAAGUCACCAGCUCGACAGGAUCACGCAAGGCAAGCGGGUCCUACUCGUCUUCAUCAGACACUUCUGGUGCCCGUCUUGCCGGGCGUACAUCAAGCAUCUGAGCAAUUGCAUCCCACCAGAGAGCCUGCCACCUGGGACUUGUAUCAUCAUUAUCGCCAAUGGCCAAUACCAGCCCAUCUCAGCCUAUCGUCAAGCCACGCACACCCCUUAUGCGAUAUACGCCCAUCCCUCGCUGGUCAUCCACAAAGCCCUAGACUUCCGUGCGCCCAUCUCGAUCAUACCCCACCCGCUCGAAGGGAGCAAAGCGUACGAAGCUGGUGUGGGCGGGCGAUGGCGCAUGUUUUGGACGGCGGUGACGGAGGGGUUGAUGGUUGCUCCUUUGCAUCUGACGAAGGUGGGGCCGCCGGGGCAGCAUGGUGGGGAAGUGGUGUUGGAGGCUGACGGCACCUGCUCGUUCAUCCACAGAAUGGAGCAUGGAGGGGACCAUACCGAUCUGGAAGAGCUCUCGGAUAUCAUCGACGCUAGCUAUAUCCCGAUGGAGAUGGAUGAUGAGGGAGUGGAGAGGGAAGGAGGGAAGGGGGAGGAGUGGGGGAACUUGCCAGUGAUGCUGGGCGGGCUCGUGCUGGGUCUGGCGGUCGGGCUGUACUGGAAUAGCGUGUAG
Messenger RNA from Dioszegia hungarica, 771 nucleotides. RefSeq lists its product as uncharacterized. The coding region runs from base 1 to 771 and encodes 256 amino acids. The record is from RefSeq and is a predicted model, not a curated record. NCBI's taxonomy places the organism in Eukaryota, Fungi, Basidiomycota, Tremellomycetes, Tremellales, Bulleribasidiaceae. The transcript is spliced from 4 exons.